Messenger RNA from Hermetia illucens (black soldier fly), 1429 nucleotides. RefSeq names its product glutamic acid-rich protein-like. The transcript has 2 exons. Bases 244 to 1281 code for a protein of 345 amino acids. Lineage: Eukaryota; Metazoa; Arthropoda; Insecta; Diptera; Stratiomyidae. The record is from RefSeq and is a predicted model, not a curated record.
AUCCUUGCAAUUGUGCACAUUCGGGGUCACUGCAGUCGCAUAUGGCAGGACCAAAAGACUGUCGGACAGACAUACCACAGCCACAGACAGACGUCAGACGUCAGACGCAGACCGCAGUAAUACACAAAAUAUCAAAGGCCGGGCUAAGUGGAUAUUUUAGUGGUUAGAGAGCGAUAUUUUUUUCUGUUGAAGAGCUAUCUGGAACUACUUUGUGACAGCAAAGUCUUCGGAUAAUAGGCUGCAAUGACCUCUCCAACUGUAGAUAACAAAUUACUGAUCCAGUGCGUCAAAGCACAUGAUGUACUGUACAACGCCGAUCAUCCGAAGUAUUCGAAUGGCCGCUACAAGGAGGACGUUUGGGAGAAGGUUGCGUUCAUGCUGGGAGUCCCAAUAUAUCUGUGCAAGCGAUCUUGGUACAAUUUGCGUGAUUCCUACCGACGAGCUUUGCGGAAACGACGCGAUGCCCUCAAUGAAGGUCUUCCAUGCCGAAAGUGGCGAUACGAGGACGAAAUGGAGUUUAUGGCCAUGCAUGUGACCCUUCGCGAUGUCAACGAUCGCGCGGAUGCAGACGAGACCCUGGGAGACGACGGAGAGAUCCCCGAAAAGAAACCUCACAUUGGAGGUGACUCCCAAGACCCUCUAUUCAUUCCUAAAGUGAAAAGUGAAAAGCUGCGAAAGACCCCAAAUCCAUCGAGGAAAAGACCUUACGAAGACAAUGCUCCCAUCACGGACCACAUCGAUGGAUUUCUGAUAGGAAUCGGAGCCACCUUGAGGAAUUUCUCGCGACAUUACCAGAAUUUGGCCAAAUCGAAAAUAUUCGAUUUGGUGUCUGAAAUGGAACUGCAGCAAAUUAUGGAGUUCAAGAAACAAAGUGAGAAGGGAGAAGCGGAUUCGCAGAACGACUCUGGCAAACAAGACCGGAACCACGAAGAAGACGAGAGAGAGUAUGGGGAAAUAGCAGCUCCGGCAAUCGUCCUAGACGAUGACAAGGAAGAUGCAAAUCAGACAGGAGCUUCGGAAGAGAACAAUGAAAGCGCUAAUCAUACGAUUGCCCUGGACGAGGACAAGGACGAUGCAAAUCACACAAAUCCCCUGGACGGGGACAAGGAUGAUGCAAAUCACACGAUUUCACUAGAUGACGACAAGGAUGAUGCGAAUCAGACGAUUUCCCUGGACGAUUCAAACCGGAGUGAAUCUACGGAAGAAGCGCCCUUUCUCCACGAAACACAGAGCAAUAAUGGUCACGAAGUUGACCCUUUGAGCUUCGGAUUUUCAUUUUAACCUUAAUUAGAUUCUAGUUUUAAUCGAGGAGUAUUACGGUCGUUGUAAAAGCGUGUGAAAUGUAGCUGUAAAGUAAGCGCAGACUCACAAAAUAAGCGCAAAAUCAUUUAUUGGUGCAAAUCUUAAUAAAUUAAAGUAAUAUACACUC